UGCAAAGCAGCAGCACACACAGCAAUAAAGCAACGCGCAAAUCGGUGUAGUCAAAACUCAUCUCCUCUAUAUAAACCCACUGAAAAAAAAAGUCGGCACGUUUUUUCCCCCAAUUUCAUCUCGGGCCAAAAAAAAAAACUCCAGCUCGCCAUAGCUCGCCAUAGGAGAGGGGAUUUCGAAGCUGCUCUUGCUUAGCUGCGGCUGCGAGUGAUACGGAGUAGUUCCGGUGAUGGAGCGAGCGGAGGAGACGCCGAGGGCGCCGUCGACGGCGCCGUCGGCGAGGGUGUCGAUCUGGGAGUCGGUGCGCGCGUGCGGGGUGUGGGGGAAGGAGGUGGACAAGGCCGAGCUGCGGAGGCAGGUCGUCAUGCCGCUGUACGCGCGGCGUGCGGUCGCGGCCGCCGUGAAGGCCAAGGACGAGGCCGUCGGCGUGGCGGCGGCGGCGGAGAGGGGCGAGGAGGGGGAGGUGGAGGUGGAGGUGGAGGCGGCCGUGACGCCGGUGGUGGUGUUCGUCAACUCGCGGAGCGGCGGUAGGCACGGGCCCGAGCUCAAGGUGCGGCUCCACGAGCUCAUCAGCGAGGAGCAGGUCUUUGAUCUCUCUGUCGUGAAGCCUUCUGAUUUCAUUAACUACGGGUUGGGUUGUUUGGAGAAAUUGGCCGAACAAGGUGACAAUUGUGCGGAGACCAUUCGAAAAAAAUUGAGGAUUAUGGUUGCUGGUGGUGAUGGCACAGUUGGUUGGGUACUUGGCUGUCUCACAGAUCUUUAUAGGUUGAAAAGAGAACCAGUUCCACCCACAGGUAUCAUCCCACUUGGUACAGGAAAUGAUCUUGCCAGAUCAUUUGGAUGGGGUGGCUCUUUUCCCUUUGGUUGGCGUUCAGCUGUGAAGCGUUAUCUCAGCAAGGCAGCUACAGCUCCCACCUGCAGUCUUGACAGUUGGCAAGCUGUAGUUAUGAUGCCAGAUGGAGAGAUAAAAGAGUUGCCAUAUGCACUUAAGAAAACGGAACCUGCAGACUGCUUGGAACUUUGCCAGGAGAAUGGCACUGAGUUACCUGAGAAAGCUUCUUGCUAUAAAGGAGUAUUCUACAACUACCUUAGCAUUGGGAUGGAUGCCCAAGUUGCUUAUGGCUUCCACCAUCUUCGUGAUGAAAAGCCAUAUCUUGCUCAAGGGCCUGUUGCAAAUAAGUUGAUAUAUGCUGGUUAUAGCUGCACACAGGGGUGGUUCUGCACACCUUGUACAGCAAGCCCUCAGUUAAGGGGGCUUAAGAACAUUUUGCGACUUUACAUUAAAAAAGUCAAUUGUUCUGAAUGGGAGCAAGUUACAAUGCCUUCAAGUGUUAGAUCCCUGGUGGUCUUAAAUUUAUACAACUACGGCAGUGGAAGGCAUCCAUGGGGUGAUCUUAAACCUGAUUACCUUGAAAAGAAAGGUUUUGUCGAAGCUCAUUCCGAUGAUGGAUUGCUUGAAAUAUUCGGUCUGAAAGAAGGUUGGCAUGCUUCAUUCGUUAUGGCUGAGCUAAUUAAAGCAAAGCACAUUGCUCAGGCUGCAGCCAUCAAGUUUGAAAUGAGGGGUGGCCAAUGGAAUCGUGCGUAUGUUCAGAUGGAUGGAGAGCCAUGGAAACAACCACUCCUACAGGAGCAGUCAACCAUUAUCGAGAUAAACAAAGUUCCUUACCCUUCUCUGAUGAUAAAUGGGGAGCAAUGAGAUCUUCCCCGAUUUCAAUCAGUUUUGCAUUUCAUACCAGGGUCGUAUUCUAGAUCGUUAGAUUAUGUAUAGUUCGGGAGCAGCUGCAGGGAUUAGCCAUGGCCGGAGCACAAUCGGGCAAAAUGUACUGUUGUAUCAUAUAAAUUAUGUUGUGUCGUAGGUUAUUUCAGUGGAAAUCAAAUAUAACUUGAUUUGUAAUGUAUUUUUACCGUCAAAACAAACAAAAAAAAUCAAGUGGAAAAACACAAUGUACUGUAAAUUACUCAGAUUUCCCCUCCUGUUAUGCCAAUUUGGAAAUCUUUUGCUGCUGGGCUUGAA
Molecule: messenger RNA, 2014 nt
Organism: Oryza sativa Japonica Group (Japanese rice)
Lineage: Eukaryota; Viridiplantae; Streptophyta; Magnoliopsida; Poales; Poaceae
Product: diacylglycerol kinase 7
Molecular function (GO): ATP-dependent diacylglycerol kinase activity
Source: RefSeq, a predicted model, not a curated record